GUGCACCAUUCUGAUUCCAGAGUGACCUAUCAAUAUGCGGCUGUUGCGCGCGUCGACUCUGCUGAGGCGGGUGACCUUCCAGCCGCGGCGGGCAUAUGCCGUCGCACCGACAAAGGAGUUCAAGAAGGUAAUGGUAGCGAAUCGAGGAGAGAUUUCCAUCCGAGUUUUCCGUGCCCUCAAUGAACUGAAUAUGACAUCGGUGGCCAUCUACAGUGAGCAGGACAAACACUCGCUUCAUCGACUGAAGGCCGAUGAGGCCUACAUGAUUGGUAAAGGACUUCCACCUGUGGCUGCCUAUCUAGCCAUUGAUCAGAUUAUCGACACCGCUCUCAAACACGAUGUUGAUGCCAUCCAUCCUGGCUACGGUUUCCUUUCCGAGCGUUCGGACUUUGCCAGGGCUUGCUUCGACGCUGGCAUCACUUUCAUUGGACCCAGCGCUGACGUCAUGGCACGAAUGGGUGACAAGGUUGCUCACGUUGCUGCCAGACAAGCUGCCAUCGAAGCUGGAGUCCAAGUUGUACCCGGAACGCCUGGUCCCAUCACUAAAGUGGAGGAGGCUUUGGCAUUUGCCAAGCAAUAUGGGACCCCGAUCAUUCUCAAAGCCGCCUAUGGUGGUGGUGGUCGUGGGAUGCGACGUGUAGACAACAUCGAUACACUGAAAGACAAUUUCCAACGAGCCUUUUCGGAAGCACAGGCUGCAUUUGGUGAUGGUUCAUUGUUCGUUGAGAAGUUUAUCGAAAGACCAAGGCAUAUCGAAGUGCAGCUGCUAGGAGACAACCAUGGUAACCUCAUCCAUCUCUGUGAACGUGAUUGCUCUGUGCAACGACGUCAUCAGAAGGUCAUUGAAAUCGCACCGGCCCCAGCGUUGGAUCCGAAGAUUAGAACAAAGAUUCUUGAUGAUGCCGUACGACUAGCGAAACAUGUGGGCUAUAACAAUGCAGGUACCUGCGAGUUCCUGGUAGAUAAGAAAGGAAACUACUACUUUAUCGAAGUGAAUGCACGUUUACAAGUGGAACACACGGUUUCUGAAGAAAUCACAGGUGUUGACUUGGUGCAAGCUCAGUUGCGUAUUGCUGAAGGUAAAACGCUUGGGGAUCUGAAGCUGACUCAGGAUGCUAUUAAACCACACGGUGCUGCUAUACAGUGCCGAGUAACUACAGAAGAUCCCGCUCGAGGCUUCCAACCCGAUUCUGGAAGAAUUGAGGUGUUCCGAUCUGGUGAAGGUAUGGGUAUCCGUCUUGAUUCAGCAUCAGCAUUCGCCGGUUCUGUGAUCUCGCCAUUCUAUGAUUCUCUUCUUGUUAAGGUUAUCGCAUCAGCUCGAAACCAUCCCAAUGCUUGCGCAAAGAUGAUCCGAGCCCUUAAAGAGUUCCGAAUUCGUGGAGUCAAGACCAACAUUCCUUUUCUACUCAACGUGCUCACUCAAAAACAAUUCCACGAUGCUGCUGUUGACACCUACUUCAUCGAUGAACAUCCUGAACUGUUUGAGUUCAAGCCAAGCCAAAACCGUGCGCAGAAGUUGCUCAAUUACUUAGGAGAAGUGCAGGUCAAUGGACCAACAACACCACUUGCCACUGAUCUAAAGCCAGCCUACGUCGAUCCGCCAGUUCCACCAGUUCAUCCAGGAUAUGUGAAGACUCGAGAAGAAAUAAACACACCUCCACCAAAAGGACUGCGUGAUGUGCUGGUCAAGGAAGGCCCAGAGGCGUUCGCUAGGGCUGUUCGCAAGAGGCCCGGCUGCAUGAUUACCGAUACCACCUUCCGUGAUGCCCACCAAUCACUGCUUGCUACUCGUGUUCGAACGUACGAUCUCGCAAAAAUCGCACCAUUCGUUAGUCACACAUUCCCGCAGCUCUACUCUAUCGAAAACUGGGGAGGAGCCACCUUUGAUGUUGCUAUGCGAUUCUUGCAUGAAUGCCCAUGGGAACGUCUUGAGCUGCUACGAAAACUCAUACCAAACAUUCCAUUCCAAAUGUUGCUUCGAGGAGCCAACGCUGUUGGAUACAGUAACUAUCCCGACAAUGUUGUUUUCAAAUUCUGUGAACAAGCAGUGAAAUCAGGAAUGGACGUUUUCCGUGUGUUUGAUUCCCUGAACUACUUCCCCAACUUAAUUGUAGGUAUGGAAGCGGCUGGCAAAGCUGGUGGUGUGGUCGAAGCCGCAAUUUCUUACAGCGGUGAUGUGUCCGACAAGAGCAGAGCACAAUACAAUCUACAAUACUACCUUGACUUUGCCGAACAACUUGUCAAAGCUGGCACGCAUAUUUUGGCAAUCAAAGAUAUGGCUGGUGUAAUCAAGCCCCAAGCAGCCAAACUGUUGGUAACGGCACUGAGAGACAAGUUCCCUGACAUUCCCAUCCACAUCCAUACUCACGAUACGGCUGGAGCCGGUGUGGCAUCGAUGAUCGAAUGCGCUAAGGCUGGUGCUGAUGUCGUUGAUGCAGCUGUCGACAGUAUGAGUGGAAUGACCAGUCAGCCAAGUAUGGGAGCCAUUGUGGCAUCACUCCAAGGAAGCGAACUUGACACAGGAUUGAAUCUGGACGACAUUUCCAAAUAUUCCGGCUAUUGGGAAUCGGCUCGACGACUAUACGGUCCAUUCGAGUGUGCUGUGACUAUGAAGAGCGGUAACGCUGACGUCUACAAGCAUGAGAUUCCUGGAGGACAAUAUACCAACUUGCAAUUCCAGUCAUUCUCUCUUGGUCUUGGCAACCAGUUCAACGACGUGAAACGCAUGUAUCGUGAAGCCAACUUGGCUUUGGGUGACAUUAUCAAGGUUACUCCAUCAUCGAAGGUUGUCGGAGAUUUGGCUCAGUUCAUGGUGCAGAAUAACCUAACUCGUGAGUCUCUGGUGGAACGCGCGGAUGACUUGUCCUUCCCAGCUAGUGUCGUCGGGUAUAUGCAGGGUAACAUUGGUCAACCUCCCUAUGGCUUCCCAGAACCACUAAGAACGAAAGUUUUGCGUGGAAAACCGAAAGCGAAGGGACGAAUGGGAGAAGACAUUCCACCUAUGGACUUCGAGAAGGUGAGGAAGGAACUGGAAGAGAAGCAUGGCAGACCAAUGAAAGAUCAAGACCUGAUGUCACAUGCAAUGUAUCCAGCAGUCUUUGACGAAUUCGAGCGAUUCCGUCAACAAUACGGACCUGUGGACAAGCUGCCUACGAGAGUAUUCCUUACCGGUUUGGAUAUCGCUGAGGAACUCGAUGUUGAGAUCGAAGAAGGAAAAACUCUUGCCAUCCAACUUCUUGCUGAAGGAAAGCUUACUGGUAAAGGAGAGCGCGAAGUAUUCUUCUAUCUGAACGGUCAAAUGAGAAGUAUAUUCAUCCAAGAUAAGGAAGCCUCCAAGACCAUCGUCACACGAGCGAAAGCUUUGCCAGGAGUGCGUGGAUCCAUUGGCGCACCUAUGCCUGGUGAAAUUCUAGAACUCAAAGUCAAGGAAGGAGACAAGGUCACGCCAAAACAACCUCUAUUCGUACUGUCCGCUAUGAAGAUGGAGAUGGUGAUUGACACGCCGAUUGCUGGUACCGUAAAACGCAUCCACCUCCCCGAAAAGACGAAGUGCCAAGCUGGCGAUCUUGUCGUUGAAAUUGAGCCAUAGAUAGGAUAGAUUUAUUCACAUUUGCCAUAUGCUUCACUUGAUUCGUUGCGGUGUUUGCGGAUUAGCUGCCACACACCAACGCUCCUUGCCUUUGAAAUUCUGGCAUUCUCGACGCCUCUAACCUCAAUCGCAUUUCAGUCGUUGUGAUAUGUAAAUAGGGUCUCCUAGAUAGUAGCUGUAGAGUUAUAAUCGUGCCUUUUUCUUAUAUCUGUACAGGGUUGUCAAUGCUCAUAUGUUUUAGUUUCGAUAUGAUAGUAAUUAUCUGUCGACAAGCCCAAAUGGGUGUCUUAUUUUACUGAUAGCAUAAAAAAUUUUG
Cylicocyclus nassatus is the source of this 3905-nucleotide messenger RNA. NCBI's taxonomy places the organism in Eukaryota, Metazoa, Nematoda, Chromadorea, Rhabditida, Strongylidae. The record is from the annotation of a GenBank genome assembly.